Thermothelomyces thermophilus ATCC 42464 is the source of this 1469-nucleotide messenger RNA. RefSeq lists its product as uncharacterized. The record is from RefSeq and is a predicted model, not a curated record. NCBI's taxonomy places the organism in Eukaryota, Fungi, Ascomycota, Sordariomycetes, Sordariales, Chaetomiaceae. Bases 335 to 1162 code for a protein of 275 amino acids. The transcript is spliced from 4 exons. Gene Ontology annotation, cellular component: membrane; cytoplasm.
CGCUGCCUCGCCGUGCUUUCAGCUGAUCGGAUUCGUCAACGCAUCGAAUAUUUGAUCGCUUUUUCUUGUUCAAAGGGGUGCAACCGAAAACAGAGCUCGAGGUGCAAGCCAACAGCGACGCGCCUGCGCAUUUCUGUGGGCCCUGGUUAUCGGCCGCUAAGUCGUUUAUCGUCGAGGCAGACAAGGCCCCCUGUGCCACCGGACGUCAUCGAUCCGUGCCAACAUCCGGAUUUCUCUGGGCUUCUCCAGCGGGCCUGGGAUCUCGACCCCCGGAAAGUGAUAUACAUUUUUCCCACUUCGCACACCAGGGUGGACACCUGGGUAUUCGAGCGCAAUGUCUUGGGAGUUGAACCGCCGGCGGUGGCUUCGAACAAUCAACAGCAGGUUCAUAUAUGGCCGAAUCCCGCUGUUGCAUGCCAUCGUCUUCUUCAUCGAGAUGGCCCUCUUCGCCCGGCUUACGAGCCGGUUCAACGCAUACUACGAUGAGCGACCAAUCCUUACAAUGAUGGUAACCAACUCCAUACUCGGCGGCAUCGCCGACACGGUUGCCCAGACCAUCACGUCGAUCCGGGAGCGUGCCGUCCGCAAGCACCCGAAAGGUCGCCUGGACCCCCGCGAAGACGCCCUGGCCAUCGAGAUCCACGAGCUCGACCGCAAGAACCCCUUCAGCAACCGCGACCUGAUUCCCGACUCUAAGUCCCUGCCGCCUCCCUUUGACUUUGAGCGCCUUACCCGCUUCAUGGCCUACGGCUUUUGCAUGGCCCCUAUCCAGUUCCGCUGGUUCAAGUUCCUCGAGCGCAGCUUCCCCAUCACCAAGUCGGCUGCCUUCCUCCCGGCCAUCAAGCGCGUCGCCUUUGACCAGCUGAUCUUUGCCCCCUUCGGCAUUGCCGCCUUCUUCACCGUAAUGACCAUCGCCGAGGGCGGCGGUAAGAGAGAGGUGUUCCACAAGAUGAGGGACAUGUAUGUGCCGACCCUCAAGGCCAACUACGUGCUCUGGCCUGCCGUGCAGGUCAUCAACUUCCGCCUCAUGCCGGUGCAGUUCCAACUGCCCUUCGUUUCGACAGUUGGCAUCGCGUGGACGGCGUACCUCUCCCUCACGAAUGCGGCUGAGAAUGUUCAGGAGCACCGCAUUCCCGACAGAGCUGAUAUCCGGUUACCUUAAAAUGCCGGUGUUCAUCAGGGUCUGGGUGUCUCACACUACUCGCAGAGCUCGCGGCAGGUGGUGUGAUCUCUUUUGGGUAUAUCAAACGGGUUGGCGGGCUGGGAACGGCGGCACGCCGUGGUGGGUAUGGGGUUCUUCUGGGUUAUCUUCCUUGCUCUCUGGGUCGCGAAGCUAUGUAAACUGGCAUUGGGACGGCGGUUCACUCUCAACUGAGCUUGCCCAUUGGCGAAUGGAGUUGGGGCAGGCUUUUCGUCUUUUCUGUUCUCUUUUGUUUGUCUGAACAGCAAUCAAUGAUACGUGAUUCGAC